Messenger RNA from Cryphonectria parasitica EP155, 891 nucleotides. RefSeq lists its product as uncharacterized. NCBI's taxonomy places the organism in Eukaryota, Fungi, Ascomycota, Sordariomycetes, Diaporthales, Cryphonectriaceae. The transcript is spliced from 4 exons. Gene Ontology annotation, molecular function: oxidoreductase activity. The record is from RefSeq and is a predicted model, not a curated record. The coding region runs from base 1 to 891 and encodes 296 amino acids. Gene Ontology annotation, cellular component: mitochondrion.
AUGACAAAAGUAGACCACGCAGAGAGGACAGCCCACGAGCCACGCGACCCCUCGCUGCAUAAGACCAUUCUGGAGCGCGUGGAUGAGAUCAACGCCACCAUCCGAACAUUCCGCCUGUUCCUACCAGGCCAGUGGCUCGACGUCUUUGUCCCCGGGAUCUCGAAACCGGGCGGCUUCACAAUCACGUCCCCGCCGUCGAGGGCGCAGGGCACGCCGCUGUCCGAGGAGGGCGGCAGUCCCUACCUCGAGCUCGCGGUCCAGAGGUCGCCCGAGAACGCGGUCGCAUCCUGGCUGUGGAGGCCGGCGGUGGAGAUUGUGUCUUCGGAGAUCUGGGUGCGGGUUGGCGGGAGCUUUGUCUGGCCGCCGCCGGGCGUUGUGCCUACGACCCUCCGCAAACUCGUUUUCAUAGCCGGCGGUGUCGGAAUCAACCCCCUAAUGAGCAUAAUCGCCCACCUCGCCGAGCAGCCUAACAGUUCGCGGCACAGAGUCGAGGUCCUCUACUCGAUGCGCGAUCCAGGCGAAGGCAGCCGGGAUCCUCGCAAGUUGCUCUUUGUGAGUCGUCUCGCGAAGAUAUUAGGGCAGGCUGGAGAAGGGGACGGACAGGUUCAGGGGCGGUUGACGUUGUUUCUCACCCGCAGAGAUGGUGAGGGUGAAGACAGUGGUGGUAGGAUUGAUGGUGAUGAUGUCAAGCUGGACGGUCUUGACCUUACUUUUGAGCCCCGGCGGAUUACGAUCGAGGACAUCAAAAUGGCUAUCGGGGCAGAUAGGCGAUUCUGUGUCGUCUACGUCUGCGGUCUUCCAGACAUGACGGAUGAGUAUGUCGAGAAGCUGACGUCGCCUGCCGGCAUGAGCCUGGAGCCGCACCGGGUUCUUUACGAGAAGUGGUGGUGA